UCCACCCUAAAUUCAGUGCAAUGAGAUUCCUGAAAAGGCAAACACGUCGAUUUCGCUCCUUCUGGCGGCAGCUCCUUCCCCGGCGAUUCCAUCGAUGGAAACUCCAUACUCAAUUGGUUUUGAUUUGUGUUUCCUUCACUGUGUUUUUAAAUAUUUUAUACGGAGUCUAUCUCGGUCGCUUUUCAAUGAGACGUAAAAAGUUUAUAUUUUCCAAAGGAGUUACUAUUUAUGCUAUUAUUAUGGCGUCUAUAUUCGGGUUUUGCUAUAUCUGGAGUAUUUAUAAGGAAGUUUCAACAGGUCAGAUCAGCCUACGUCACACUAUUGAAGUGUAUUGCUAUAUGAAUGUACUCGUUUGUCUAUUUAACUACGUGACACAAUGGGAGAAAACAUUACAAAUAGUACGAUUCCAGAAUAGUGUUCCACUUUUUAAGGUCCUUGAUUCACUCGACAUAUCGGUAAUGUUCGUGUGGCGUGCUUUUAUCUACAGUAUUCUAAAGAUCCUUGUUUGUCCACUGGUUGGGUACAUAACAUUGACUCUAUAUCAACGUCGUGCUAAGCCGGACAUUCCGUGGUCGAGUUUUGCCACUGCAAAAACUAUGAUGCCACUGGUUGUAUCAAAUCAGAUCAAUAACUGUUUCUUCGGAGGACUGGUAAUUGCUAAUUUAAUACUGGCGGCUGUUAAUAGAAACUUACAAGGCAUAGUUAAGGAGGCAAAUAUGUUGCAGUCACCUGUCCAGAUGAAUCUAAAUAAACCCUAUUACCGGAUGCGUCGCUUCUGUGAACUAGCUGAUGUUCUGGAUGAAUUGGCUGAGAAACAUUGGUUAGCUGUGGUCUGCUCAAAGGAUUAUCUUCCUUUCACGGACUGGUCCAUGGUCCUCUCGAUGCUCAUGAACCUUACGGGCAUCACAAUGGGAUUCUACAACCAGUAUUUGGCUAUCGCGGACUACUAUAUCAAUGAGGAACCCUUUGAUCUUUACUUGGCCAUAGUUUUGUUGGUAUUUUUGGCUGUUCCCUUUAUGGAACUUGUUAUGGUGGCUCGUAUUAGUAAUCAAACCUUACAGGAGACCAAAAGAACUGGUGACCUUUUGCAGGAAUUCAAUCUCCAGCACGCAGAUGCCCGCUUCAAGCAAGUUGUGAAUGCUUUUUGGUUACAGGUGACCACCAUCGACUAUAAACUAGUGCCAUUGGGGCUCUUGGAACUCAAUACCUCGUUGGUCAAUACGGUUUUCUCGUCAGUUAUUGGCUUUCUGUUGAUUCUUAUUCAAAGUGACUUAACUCUGAGGUUUUCUCUUAAAUAAAAUGUCAAUAAGCUUUAUAAAACUUAAAAUUUCGUCAAGAAAUAA
This is a messenger RNA of Drosophila eugracilis, 1343 nucleotides long. It is a transcript of the gene Gr97a, whose product is annotated as putative gustatory receptor 97a. The record is from RefSeq and is a predicted model, not a curated record. Gene Ontology annotation, biological process: sensory perception of taste. Gene Ontology annotation, cellular component: membrane. The coding region runs from base 21 to 1298 and encodes 425 amino acids. The transcript has 2 exons. Lineage: Eukaryota; Metazoa; Arthropoda; Insecta; Diptera; Drosophilidae.